GAGGGUCACAUGGGCAUCUUUUGGAUGCUGUGUGUAAAUGAUUUAGCAAUCUUUCCUCUCAGUGCCAACCCUACAGAUUCCCUCAGUGUUCCUAUAAAUCUCAUAUCAUAUUCAACUAUGAUUAUGAAAUGCAUCAGAAUUUACAAAAGAGCUGCAGAAUAAGUUUGACACAAAAAAAAUCAAAAGUACAUAAAAUUUAAGUAAAUAAGAGAAGUAGAUGCACACAGGAUAUAAAAACCUGUUACUAAAGAAAAUUAAAAUCACAAAUUAAUAAAACAAAAAAUGAAUGUUUCAAAUGAAUUUACAUUUACAGAUCCAUCUCACACAUAACUCAAUCCUUUGAAAUGUUGCCUCAUUUCUGCAUGUGGCCCACGCUGAGCCAUUCACAGGCCUGCUUAUUCAACUAGGGGUGUGGCAUUACUGGAGCACUAUAAAUAAUGCAUGUGAAGAAGAUUUUCUCAGAACCUGGACAAACCCACUCCACAGUGGUGGAGCACUCAUAAAUCAAACCUACCCAGCAGGCUCGCCAUGCUCAGAUCACACACUCCUACUCUGCUCAUCGCUUAUACCUUGCUGGUCCUGUUGGCUUCCACCUCAGGGGGAAGGCAGCCUGACACAGCCCAGCAAGGCCUGCUUGAGACUGGCAAGAUCGAUGACCGGAGGGUCCAAAUUCUGGAGGCGGUGAAGAAGGGGAUCCUUGGCUCUUUGGGUUUGGACAGAGAGCCAAGGCCUGCCAUGAAGGCCUCACAGAGGGAGCUGAGGAAGAUGUUCAAGUUUUACAGGGAAAAACUGAGCGAGAUGAGUAAAAACUCCAGCCAGUCAAUGAGGGAGACCUGGCAGUCCAACAUAUCUACUGUGCUCUUUCCAGUGGAGCCAUUGCAGGUGUUUCGGAGGGGUGACCAACGACACAUUCUUUGGUAUCAAGCUGUUUUCCAAAAGAAUCAAGAAAUUCACCCUGAACUGACUCUAGCACAAGCACAGCUGAGAGUGUCCGGGCCUUUUUUAGGUAGUCUCACAUCAGUCAAGGGUAAAGCUGGAAGAUAUAUCAAAAUUAAAAUCAAUGGGAUGAAGCCAGUAAACUCUGCUGCAUGGAGCUACACUGACUCAGGGGCCAAAAACAGCAUUUUCAUGACCCAAGAUGUGACUUUAGACAUCAGCCCUGAGGCAAGGAGAUGGAUAUGGACAGAUGAUCAAACACUGAUUGUUCAUGUAGGGGUGGUUCCACUUAAUGGAAAAGCAAGUCACUUAAAGCCUGCUAUUACUCUGGAACAGGACCUGAAGAAUUCUCUCCCUGCUCGGGCCAUUAGGCUGCGUCGCUCCAACAAGGAAGAUAAUUGUGACGAGCAAGGGUGGUGCUGCCGGAAGUCUGUGACUGUGUCCUUCAAAGACAUUGGCUGGACAGACUGGGUGGUAGCACCGUCCGAGUAUACGAUGCAUUUCUGUGAUGGCACCUGCCCCCACAACUACAAGCCGGCCAGCAUGCACACGCAGGUGAAAUCCCGUCUGCACCAGAUCACAAAGGGAGGGACGCCUCGCCCCUGCUGCGUGCCAGCAGCUUAUGAGCCCAUGGUGCUGAUGCACUACGACAGCAGGGGAAAGCUGAAAUUAACUCCAUACAAUGACCUCAUUGUCACCAAAUGUCACUGUGCCUGAGGACAACAUGCAAUCCAUCCAUCCAUCCAUCCAUCCAUCCAUCCAACCAACCAACCAACCAACCCUCUUUUUUAGGGUUAUGGCAUUGAAUUAAACGCUAAAAAAUAAUCUUGUGUAACAGAGUAAACAAAUGUUCAUUCUUAUAAAAGUGGGUUUCAUUACCCAUAUUAUUACUUGGCUAAAUUGAAAAUGUGUUGCCCUGCGAUGUAUUGGUGACCAGUCCAGGGUGUACCACGCCUCUCGCCCGUCAACUGCUGGAGAUAGGCACCAGCUCCCCUGUGACUCACUAUGGAAUAAGCGGUAUAGAAGAUGAAUGAAUUAAUAAAUUGAAAAUGUUAGUGCUGCUCUACAAAUUCUAAAAAACUAAAAAACAGGUAUUUAUUUAAUGUUUGUUUAUUUAUUAUUUAUGUUAUUUGAUCACUGUUGCGCUCUGUUACCCCAUUUUUAUUGAUUUUAUUGCACUGAACUGUAUUGUUUUAUAGAACUUUGAUAUUCUAAGUACUGUCUUUCACAUUUCAAUAACUGAAAACCUAAAUAAUAAACCUUUUAAUUUUUUAAAACUGAAGUGUUUUUCUUGAAUUUAUCACCAUGCAAACCUCACAAUACUGACAUUAUUACGUUCUAGAGCGUGCAAUGCUGUGUUCAUGUCCAGCAUGGAGAAUC
Molecule: messenger RNA, 2316 nt
Organism: Girardinichthys multiradiatus
Lineage: Eukaryota; Metazoa; Chordata; Actinopteri; Cyprinodontiformes; Goodeidae
Product: inhibin beta C chain
Exons: 2
Coding region: 529-1653 (374 amino acids)
Biological process (GO): SMAD protein signal transduction
Cellular component (GO): extracellular region
Molecular function (GO): growth factor activity; cytokine activity
Source: RefSeq, a predicted model, not a curated record